This is a messenger RNA of Penicillium chermesinum, 3963 nucleotides long. Its product is annotated as Elongator subunit IKI3. The coding region runs from base 1 to 3963 and encodes 1320 amino acids. Gene Ontology annotation, cellular component: elongator holoenzyme complex; cytosol. NCBI's taxonomy places the organism in Eukaryota, Fungi, Ascomycota, Eurotiomycetes, Eurotiales, Aspergillaceae. Gene Ontology annotation, biological process: tRNA wobble base 5-methoxycarbonylmethyl-2-thiouridinylation. The transcript is spliced from 8 exons. The record is from RefSeq and is a predicted model, not a curated record. Gene Ontology annotation, molecular function: protein binding; tRNA binding.
AUGCGCAACCUGAGGAGUGUGCGCCUACAGGAGACGCAGGUUCGCGGCGAGCUACCACUGACCGCUACUGCGUGGGAUACCUCUUCUGACUCUGUGGUGUGCACUUUUGGUCCAUCUGAACACAGCCCAGUCAUCGAGUUGAGAAGGAAACGCCCUGAAGUUGUCUCGACAGAUCCCUUAAGCCCCGCUGCAUUCGAGUGUAUUGCAUCCUGGGAUGCGCCAUGUCCCCUGCCCGAUUUGGCCUGUGAUAGAGUUCUCUCUCUGCAUUACUUUGCUGACAACCUGAGUGCGUGUCUGGUACUAGAGGGUGGUGACAUUAUCAUUGUGCGCGAGGAACCUCUUCCAGGAGAAGACAAAAUUGAGAUUCUAGGAUCGGUUGAUGUCGGGAUCACGGCAGCUGCUUGGUCGCCAGAUGAAGAGCUUUUGGCAAUCACUACCAGAGCUAAAACGUUCUUAUACAUGACUAGAGAGUUCGAGAAUGUGGCCGAAAUCACCUUCAGCCAAGCCGACCUGCAAGCAUCCCAGCAUGUCUCAGUUGGAUGGGGUAAAAAGGAGACCCAAUUUCACGGUAAAAGAGCCAAGGCUCUUCGUGAUCCCACCGUGCCUGAAAAGAUCGACCAAGGAAAGCUAAGCAGCCAUGAUGAUGGUAGUACCACAAUAAGCUGGCGUGGAGAUGGUGCCUAUGUUGCUGUCAACACGAUCGAUGAAGAUAUUCGACGAGUCAUCAGGGUGUACUCAAGAGAAGGUGCCCUGGAUAGCGUGAGUGAGCCUGUGGAUGGGCUUGAAGGCGCUCUUAGUUGGCGUCCCUCGGGAAACCUCAUUGCUGGCAUCCAACGCCUUGAAAAUAGGAUUGACGUUGUGUUCUUCGAAAGAAAUGGUCUGCGCCAUGGCCAGUUCACCCUUCGUCUAUCCGAGGAAGAACGACAGACAUGGGCUUCUCGCAUUCAUUUAUCUUGGAAUAUCGACUCGACCGUUCUGGCUGUCCGAUUCACGGACAGGGUUCAACUUUGGACGACGGGAAACUACCACUACUAUUUAAAACAAGAAAUCCCUAUUCUUGUUGACGCACAGUCUACAGUCCCCUUCUCAUUUAAGUGGCACCAAGAAAAAGCGUUGCGAGUUGUCGCAGGGUCCUCAGGUUCCAUACUGGAUAUGGACUAUGUGUUUGAUACUAACCACGGCUCAACUGCCGUUCCAGAUGAUGUUGGUGCCGUAGCAGUCAUCGACGGAAAAACGUUGAAACUUACUCCGCUCCGGCUGGCUGGUGUGCCUCCUCCCAUGGCCCAUAACGAGCUGAAGCUGGAUUCGAAUGUCGUGGACGUGGCUUUCAGCAAAACGGGCACUAGGAUCGCGGUUCUUCUGCAAAAGAGCUUUUCGGUUUUCCUUUGGUCUCUGAAGAGCCGCCCUGUCCCCGCUCCAAUCCUCGAAUCAAGCUAUCCUCUGUCAGAAAUGCCAACCAGUCGCCCGAGACAGAUUGCAUUUUUGGAAGACCAUGAGGUGUAUGUGCUCAAGGACAGCGCCCCAAAUACCAGCAGUAUUGAACGAACCACAUUGGAAAACCGGGAAACCCAAAUUGUUUACCAAGCUGGAGAAUUAGAGCAGCUCUCUUCGAUUUUUGCCGGAAUCGGCCAUCACGGCUUAUGGUUUUCCAGUGCGCGUGAGCCCGGAUACCCUGUGACGUACUCAAGCAUCAAUUUGGUUGAAGGCCAGGAAAACAACGUCAGUACUUGGACCGAGGGUCCUCCUAUUGAUACUCACUGGGCCCGUGCGGUUUCAAUCUCAAAUGAUGAGCGAGUUCUGAUCACCUUGACGAGAUCCGGAGGCUUGUUUGCAAACAAACGAGUUAUUGCCAAGAACUGCACCUCAUUUUUGGUAACUCCGGCACAUCUUCUUUACACAACCUCUCAGCAUUUGCUAAAGUUUGUGCACUUGAACCGCGUCGAAGAUAUGGAGAUACCAGAGGAUACCCCUGAGACAGAUGAGCGGUGCCGAAGCAUCGAGCGUGGAUCAAAACUAGUGUCUGUUAUUCCCUCGAUCUUCGGCGUCGUUUUACAAGCUCCUCGAGGAAACAUUGAAACGAUCUAUCCUCGAGCAUUGGUUUUGGCUGGGAUCCGUACUUUUAUUGACCAGAAAAAGUACCGGUCCGCAUUCAACGCCUGUCGUAGCCAGAUGGUUGACAUGAAUAUCCUACACGACUACGCUCCGCAGCAAUUCAUGGAAAAUGUCGCCCUCUUCAUCGACCAAGUGAAGAAGGUUGAUUUUAUUGACGAUUUUCUCUCUCGCUUAAGUGAGGAUGAUGUUUCACAGACUCUGUACAAAGACACUCUGAAGAUCUCCAAGAAUCAAUCUGCUGCUGUUGCUCAGCCUGAUCCUCAGAUCCCCGGUGGCAAGACCACCAAGGGGAGCAAGGUCAAUACGAUCUGCGAUGCAUUCUUAGCAGUUCUUCAAAAUCGACUGGAUACCAACUUGCAAAAUCUCAUCACGGCACACGUCUGCAAGUCACCUCCUGAUUUGGAAGCUGGAUUAGGGCUGGCCGCUCGCUUACGUGGCGAUACCCCUGAACAAGCCGAGGAUGCAAUUGAACAUAUGUGCUUUCUGACUGACGCUAAUCGUCUUUAUUCUCAUUCACUCGGUCUCUAUGACCUUGAGCUCACUCUCCUGGUUGCACAGCAGGCACAAAUGGAUCCGCGAGAGUAUCUCCCAUUCCUCAGGAAGCUGCAGCAGCUACCUGAACUUCGACGUCGGUUUGAGAUCGAUAAUCAUCUAUCACGCUUCCAUAAAGCUUUGAAGCAUCUCCACGCGCUUGGUGCCCAUGAUGAGAUUCUAGCCUACGUUACCAGACAUGUGCUAUUCAAAGAGGCCCUUGAAAUUUACCGGUACGAAGCAGAGCAACAAAAAGAGAUCACUCGUCUCUAUGCAGACUAUCUCCAAGACCACUCCAAGCAUAAGGAUGCCGCCAUUGCGUAUGAGUCCCUUGCGGUAUAUGAAGAGGCAUACAAGUGCUACAAUCGCGCGCACAUGUGGCGCGAGGCUCUGUACUGCGCAAUGAUGGCGUCCAUACCCGAAGAAGAGCUUGUCAUGUUCAUUAAUGAACUCGCGACGACGCUAGUCGAUGAGACCCGCGACUACGUCUCUGCGGCAACCAUCUACGCCGAGCACUUGCACGACAUUGACACCGCGGCACGACUGCUAUGCCGGGGCUCGAAGUUUGCGGACGCAGCGCGCCUGCUAACACUCCACGGCAAGAAGGAUCGGGUGGAAGAAAUUGUGGACUCGGGUUUGGCAGAGGCUAUGGGCUCCAUGACGGAUCUUCUUGCCGAUUGCAAGUCUCAAUUGAAUGCCCAAGUCCCUCGAGUCAGAGAGCUGCGCCAACUUCGCGCCGCGGAUCCCCUAGCCUUCUUUGGAGGGGACCCCACUGGGGGCGAAGGUGGUGUCGAUAUUCCUGAUAAUGUCUCCCUCGCUCCCACCGACGCAUCGACGCUAGCUGGGAGAACGAUGUUUACGCGGUACACCGGCAAGACGGGCAUGUCGCAUCAAACCUCGCGUACGCGUCGGCGUGAAGAGCGAAAGCGCGCGCGGGGUAAGAAGGGUACAGUCUACGAAGAGGAGUAUCUGGUCAACAGUAUUCGGCGUCUCAUUGAACGGGUCAACUCUUCUGUGGCCGAAGCCGAGGCCCUGGUGGAUGCACUGUUGCGGCGAGGUAUGCGCGAGCGCGCAGCGGCUGUUGAGAAGGCAUUAGAGGAGGUGGUGAAAAUGUGCUCGGAUUGCCGUGACGAGGUGUUCGAAGUUCCGGAUGAGGCAGAUAAGGGUGAUGCGAAUGAUGAUGAAGACCGGGAAGGUCUUCAAGUUACAGCCGGCACUCGUGUGCUUGAGGAGAGUAUUGCGGCCCUCACUGGCGGUGGUGGACGCGCUAAAGAAGCCCCUGUAGUCAAAGGACUGAACAAGUCCUCAUUGCUCGCAUAG